UCUGAUCUGCAUUCGAAAAAGAAGCGUCCUCCAUUAUUAUUUGAAAUUGAACGCUGAUAACUGAUUUCGUGCGAAUAAUUCAACUACUUAAAUUCUUAAGAAAAUAAAACAAAUUUUAUGCGCGGUUUUAUUUCUGUUUUGUGAAAUUAUCCAUAAAAAUAUUGUAAUUUAGUACGGUGAAAUUUAAAGGAGUAUCAUAAAAAUAAAAUAACAAUUUUCGCAGGAGGCGCGUAAAUUGCCCCAAAAUAUUGAAAAAAAAUUGUGCAAAUACUUUGAAUUAUAAGAUCAAUAAAAUAUGGAAUCAAGAUUGCCAAAACCCUCGGCCUUAAAACGGCCAAUGCCAAUAACGAGAACCAUAUUACCGAUUGAUAGAAUAAAAUCAGCGGGAUUUGGUAGUAAAAGUUCGCAAUUAUUAAGCAAUAGCACAGCAUCCUUGUAUACAUCGCAACCUUUAACAACAAAUUUGGCAAACAUGCAAAGCGUUAACAAUCCAAGAGAACGUGCUGCCUCUCCUGAAGCUGCAAGAACAAAUACUCAUGCACGAGCAAAACUAAGAAGAAGUCGUUCGGCGUGCGAUAUACGAGAUAUGAGGCCAAUUAAACGUAUGGAUUCAACUUUAGCACCAAUUCCAGCUAAAACAUCCAGACUAAUGUCCACAACUGUUGCUAAUUCAAAUCGGCCGCAACGUAUAGCAACAAAUAGCAACAAUAACACAAUUGCUGGAACCUAUACAAAUAACACUGUCAAGCGUCAUACCAGUAGACCAGCAACCACUGCACAAACUACAACUGGCACCAAAAAAACAGCUACUGAUUCUGGAAGUUCGGCGACAGCUGUUUCAACAACGGGUGCUGGAAAACCCAUCAAUAAAAGGAUACCGCCGUAUGAUUUUAAAGCCCGUUACAAUGAUUUACUCGAAAAACACAAGAUAUUGAAGGAGAAAUUUGAAGAAAAAUGCCAACAAUUCGGAACUUUGGAGAGUUUGCCCGAGCAAUUGGAAGAAACACAAAGUCAACUUAUUAUCACCCAAGACGAAUUAAGAAACACCCAAACAAUCAAGGGAUGUCUAGAAGAGCAAGUAAAAAUGCAGACAAAAAAAAUUGAAUCCAUUGAAGGAAGUCUAAGUAAAACACAAGAAGAACUGGAUAAAUUGUUAAAGGUUUAUAAUAAAUUAAAACUAGAACAUGCUGAAAUAACUACCGAAGUGCUUGAAUUACGUGAACGUUCAACUGAUCUGGCUGAGAAAAAUGAAGGACUUUUGCAAGAAAUUGAGAUUUGCAAAGAACAACUAUUUCGUUCAAAUAUGGAACGUAAAGAACUGCAUAAUACUGUUAUGGAUUUGCGUGGUAAUAUUCGAGUAUUCUGUAGAGUACGUCCACCAUUGGAAUGCGAACUUGACAAACAAUUGUGUGGUUGGAAUUAUCUAGACGAAGCUACAGUAGAAAUUGUCAAUUAUGAUAAAAAUAAAACUAAUGCACAUACGUUUAGUUUCGACCAAGUAUUCCAUCCGGUCUCUGCCCAGGAAUCCAUUUUCGAAAUGGUCUCUCCUCUAAUACAGUCCGCUUUGGACGGCUAUAAUAUCUGUAUUUUUGCCUAUGGCCAAACAGGCAGCGGUAAGACAUAUACUAUGGAUGGUAUAUCUAGCAAUCCGGGAGUUAUACCGCGAACAGUGGAUCUGCUAUUUGAUUCAAUUAAAAACUAUCGCCAUUUAGGUUGGGAAUACGAAAUUAAAGUAACAUUUUUGGAAAUUUACAAUGAAGUUUUAUACGAUCUGUUGAGCAACGAACAGAAGGAAAUGGAAAUUCGCAUGGUUAAAAAUAGUAAAAACGAUAUUUACGUUUCAAACAUAACACAAGAGACAGUAGAGUCCGCAACGCGUUUGCGUCAACUGAUGAAUAUUGCAAAAAUGAAUCGUGCCACUGCUGCCACAGUGGGCAAUGAACGAUCAUCACGUUCUCAUGCUGUGACUAAGAUUGAACUGAUUGGUACUCAUGCUGAAAAACAAGAAAUUUCGAUUGGCUCCAUUAAUCUGGUAGAUUUGGCUGGUUCUGAGUCGCCCAAAACAAGUACUCGCAUGAAUGAAACUAAAAAUAUUAACAGAUCAUUGUCGGAACUGACAAAUGUUAUAUUGGCCCUAUUACAAAAACAGGAUCAUAUACCAUAUCGCAAUUCGAAAUUGACCCAUCUUCUAAUGCCAUCGUUGGGGGGCAAUUCUAAAACACUUAUGUUUAUAAAUGUAGCUCCGUUCCAGGAUUGUUUUGUAGAGUCUUUGAAAUCGUUACGUUUUGCUGCCACUGUUAAUCAAUGUAAAAUGGCCAAAGCAAAACGUAAUCGUAUUUUAAAUAAUUCUGCCCUUGGAAAUAGUAGUACGAUUAGUAAUUAGUUUUAUGUGUGUAUUAUUUGUUAAUUGUUUUCUUAUUUUUCUUUUUAAAUAAAUAAAAUUCCUUAAUUAAAAAGGAUAAAUAUAUUUAUAUUAGAAUACCA
Lucilia sericata (common green bottle fly) is the source of this 2484-nucleotide messenger RNA. Its product is annotated as protein claret segregational. Gene Ontology annotation, biological process: microtubule-based movement. The record is from RefSeq and is a predicted model, not a curated record. The transcript has 3 exons. Lineage: Eukaryota; Metazoa; Arthropoda; Insecta; Diptera; Calliphoridae. Gene Ontology annotation, molecular function: ATP binding; microtubule binding; microtubule motor activity. Bases 296 to 2383 code for a protein of 695 amino acids.